This is a messenger RNA of Conger conger (European conger), 2093 nucleotides long. RefSeq names its product translocase of outer mitochondrial membrane 7 homolog (yeast) (gene tomm7). The coding region runs from base 60 to 227 and encodes 55 amino acids. The record is from RefSeq and is a predicted model, not a curated record. Gene Ontology annotation, cellular component: mitochondrial outer membrane translocase complex. NCBI's taxonomy places the organism in Eukaryota, Metazoa, Chordata, Actinopteri, Anguilliformes, Congridae. Gene Ontology annotation, biological process: protein import into mitochondrial matrix. The transcript has 3 exons.
UCCGGCUUUCUACUUCCUGCUUCCGUCCUUGAAGAAUUCGCACGUUUGCUGCUAACAAAAUGGCAAAGAUCAGCAAAGAGGCGAAACAGCGGCUACAGCAAGUGUUCCAGUGCGGGCAGUUUGUUAUCAGAUGGGGGUUCAUACCCACAGUUCUGUAUUUGGGAUUCAAACGGGGGGCGGAUCCUGGCAUGCCGGAACCCACCAUUCUGAGUUUGCUGUGGGGAUGAGGGGCCCAGCCCAGCCCGGUCCAGCCCGGUCCAGCAGGAAGCAGAAUCGCGGAUCCCAAACGAACAUCCUGCGACUUCAUUUUAAUUUGCUGAUUCUCUUUCUGGGUUGUCAUGUGGACCACAGAAGCCAUCAUGUGUAUGAGUGUGUGUAGAACAUGCCAGGAAGCCGGUGUGCAUUCCACUGAACUUAUUUAUCAUUUUGCUGUAUCUAGAGCAUACUGUCUUUGUACCAUGUGACAUGUCUAAACCAAUCCAAGUCUGAGUGUUGAAUGAACAUUUUUUUUGACUUAACGAAGAAGAGUGGCUUGUGAUUUCUCUGCACACUUAGUAUUGUUCAUCCAUCCAUCUUAACCAUUAUCUUAACCCGCCUAUCCUGAACAGGGUCGCAGGGGGGCUGUCCCAGCAUACAUUAGGCGAAAUGCAGGAAUACACCCUGGACAGGUCGCUAGUCCAUCACAGGGCACACACACCAUUCACUCACACACUCAUACCCACGGGCAAUUUAGACUCUCCAAUCAGCCUAACCUGCAUGUCUUUGGACUGUGGGAGGAAACCGGAGUACCUGGAGGAAACCCUCAGAAGAAAAACCAGCCUUUGCCUUCAAAACAGCAUAAAUUCUUCUAGUUAUACUUGCACACACUUGCACAAGGAACUUGGCAGGUAGGUUGUUCCAAACAUCUUGGAGAACUGGCCACAGUUCGUCUGUGGAUUUAGGCAGCCUCAAAUGCUUCUGACAGACUCAAUGAUGUUGAGAUCAGGGCUCUGUGGGGGCUGUACCAUCACUUCCAGGGCUCCUUGUUCUUUAUGCUGAAGAUAGUUCUUAAUGACAUUGGUUGGAUGUUUGGGGUUGUUGUCCUGCUGCAGAAUUUGGGGCAGGCAGAAUUUGGGGCCAAUCAGAUGCCUCCCUGAUGGUAUUGCAUGAUGGAUAAGUAUCUGCCUGUACUUCUCAGCAUUGAGGAGACCAUAAAUUCUGACCAAAUCCCCAACUCCAUUUGCAGAAAUGCAACCCCAAACUUGCAAGGAACCUCCACUAUGCUUCACUGUUUCCUGCAGACACUCAUUCUUGUACCGCUCUCCAGCCCUUUGGCCAACAAACUCUUCUGCUUCAGAAAAAUAUUUCAUUUUGACUCUUGGCCUUGUUGGCACGUCUUGGUUUUUGGCCGCAAUUCUUCCAUGAAGACCACUUCUGACCAGACUUCUCCGCACAGAUGGGUGUACCUGGGUCCCACUGGUUUCUGACAAUUCUGAGCUGAUGGCACUGCUGGACAUCUUCGGAUUGUGAAGGGAAGUAAGCAUGGUGUGUCUUUCAUCUGCUGCACUAAGUUUCCUUGGCCGACCACUGCGUCUACAGUCCUCAACGUUGCCCGUUUCUUUGUGCUUCUUCAGCAGAGCUUGGACAUCACAUCUGGAAACCCCUGUCUGCCUUGAAAUUUCUGCCUGGGAGAGACCUUGCUGAUGCAGUAUAACUACCUUGUGUCUUGUUGCUGUGCUCAGGCUUGCCAUGGUGUAUGACUUAUGACAUUAAACUGUUUUCAGCAACCUCACCUUAAAAGCAGAGUUGGGCUGUUCCUCACCCAGUUUUAACCCUCCUACACAGCUAUUUGUGUUUCAGUUAAUGAUUGUGUUUCAACCUACAUAUUAAAUUGAUGAUCAUCAGCUCCUAUUUGGUAUAAUUGGUUAAUCGCACACCUGACUAUAUGCCUACAAAAUCCCUGACUUUGUGCACAUGUACCUAGAAGAAUUGAUGGUUUGAAGGCAAAGGGUGGUCACACCAAAUAUUGUUUUGAUUUAGAUUUUUAUUCUGCUGACUCACUUUGCAUUUUGUUAAUUGAUAAAAAUAAACUAUUAACAUUUCCAUUUUUGAAA